AUGGCUGGAGACGAUAUCUUUUCUGAAACUCCCAAUAGUGGCAGCGGCACCAGUGGCACCUCCUCUGAUGAAUAUGCAAAUCCGCUAUUCCUCCAUCAUUCAGACCAUCCUGGUCUCAUCCUCGUCUCCAAGAAAUUGACAGGAGACAAUUACAACUCAUGGUGUCGCGUCAUGAGGAUCUCCUUGAGUGCGAAGAAUAAGACCAAAUUCAUCACCGGUGCAAUCAAAGAACCCUCUGCAAUCAAGAAACCAGAGGAACAUGCUCUAUGGCAGCGAUGCAAUGACAUGGUCUUGUCCUGGAUUCUCAAUUCUCUUGAACCAGACCUUGCUGAUUCGGUCCUCUCCUGCACAACACCUCAUGCUACUUGGGAAGAUCUCAGGGAAUGCUUCGCCUUGGGAAAUGCCCCACGUAUCUUCCAGGUUCAAAGAGACAUCUACAAGAUUGAACAAGGCCAGUUGUCAAUCGCUGCUUAUUAUACCAAGUUGAAAGCACUUUGGGACGAACUUGCCUCAUACAAUACAGUGGAGAAUUGCACUUGUGGGGCACAGAAUGACCGCACCAAACUCAUGCAAUUCCUUAUGGGCUUGAACGAAUCAUAUGCAGGUACUCGUGGUCAAAUUUUGCUAAUGAAUCCAUUACCUUCCGUGCGACAGGCCUAUGCUUCAGUAACUCAGGAAGAGAAGCAGUGA
Molecule: messenger RNA, 690 nt
Organism: Rosa rugosa (rugosa rose)
Lineage: Eukaryota; Viridiplantae; Streptophyta; Magnoliopsida; Rosales; Rosaceae
Exons: 1
Coding region: 1-690 (229 amino acids)
Source: RefSeq, a predicted model, not a curated record